Messenger RNA from Pestalotiopsis fici W106-1, 1149 nucleotides. RefSeq lists its product as uncharacterized. NCBI's taxonomy places the organism in Eukaryota, Fungi, Ascomycota, Sordariomycetes, Amphisphaeriales, Sporocadaceae. The record is from RefSeq and is a predicted model, not a curated record. Bases 1 to 1149 code for a protein of 382 amino acids. The transcript has 4 exons.
AUGGUUGACUUUUCACCCGAGGAGCUGGAGUAUAUCCUCAACCAGCCAGCCCAGGAGUCCCCCGAUGGCGUGUACCAAUUCGACAACCCGCCCAAUUCAAAUGCGAAGGGCGUUAUACCAGCCAGCAUUUGCAUAGCUAUUGGUACGCUUGCAGCUUUGUUGCGACUCUACGCCAAAAUUGCGUAUCUUGGGAUAUUCAUCAACUUCAUUCUACUCUCCGAGAACCCAGGCCUCUGGGUCCACACCUGGGAUAUUCGAAUCAAAGACCUCGAGCCUUAUAUCAAGCUCACGUAUGCCCUCGUCACUUGCUAUUCCUGCUGCAUGAUCUUGAUGAAGGCCGCGGUUCUUCUUGAAUGGAAUCACAUCUUCGUGCCUACUGGUGGACGCAAUUGGUUUUUCUGGACGAGCUACACCGUCAUGUUCAUGAAUGCUGGCUUAUAUAUUGCCGGUAUCGUUGCAACCUGGAAGACGUGUACUCCGAUGGAAAAGGAGUAUCGACCUUGGGUUGAUGGUACCUGCAUCGACCGCAAGAAGAUGGACGAGACUAUCAUUGUCUUUAAUCUGGUCUUUGACAUCCUGAUUCUGCUUCUUCCGCAGAAAGUCAUCUGGGGUCUCCAGACAAGGAACAAGAACAAGGUUGGAAUUGCCCUCGUGUUUUCUGUGGGUUUGAUCGCCUGUGCUUGUGCCGCCGGCCGAGUCCAUGCAACCUUCACCCUGAACUAUGACGACGAUGCGACUUAUUAUUCCCCGAUAGCGGAACUCUGGGCUAUUGCGGAGGGCACCUGUGUUUUGCUGAUCUUCUGCAUCCCCAAUGCACCAAGGGUCUUCAAGACUGACGAUCAUCUCAUUACGAAGAUUGCACACUCUGUGCGAUCAUGGUCCAGGCUUCCGUGGGCGUCGCGAUCUGGAUCCCAGUCCAGCCUGCCUCGAUCAGUUCGCAAGCCGAGUCAGGAAGGAUCUCAAGGUGACGGCCAAGGAGCGGCUGACAGCAUCCCGCUCACUGAUUAUGACGGUUCGCAUACGAAUGUCAACGGUCAUUUCAAUCCAGCAGAGCAGACGACAUUCGGAGCACUCCCAAGCCACCCCGAGUCUCACACGGCAGCGAACCCUUACCAUCCAUGGGACCAAAAUGCACCAAGGCAAACAUAG